AAAUUAUACAAAUGUGGGUGUUAAGUAUAUACGCACCUGUUAGCAUGUUUCGCCGUGUGCGCCGCCGGUAAGCGAUUCGCUCGUCCGCAGUUUGUUUACGCCCGCCUACCGACCACCAAUCCGGUUUGCCCAUUCCCAACAUUGAAAAAGUUAAUAUCGAUAGCGCAGAAAAAAUCGACGCACUAAUCUCGAGCGUCUCUCCAUGAUCUAACGUAAAACAGUCCUCUCAAGAGCGUGUGAACCAACGCGGAAUCACCUUAUCGUAGGGUCGCAUUAAACUUAUCUCAACGCUUUAUCUGACGCUGCAGUUGGCAUUGCCUCUUUCCCGUGAUAUCGUAAGGGCAUAUUUCAAAAGUGACCGUUUGGGUUUCGAGUAUCCGCGCGCGGCGGCUCGACCGUUUUUUUCUCGGUUUCCAUCCCUUCCCCAACCUGCUCGUUCUCUCUCUUUCUCCAUGGGCUGUGCUGUAGGACUCUGGUAUCCUUCUAUAUCCUAUACGCGACGCAGGGCGGCUCCGAUUUCUACGUAUAAUGAGAUACAGUGUAGUAGGAUUCGUAGUAUAGAUGGACAGCACUGCAAUCACGCUGUUGCGGUACACUCCCUUCAGAACUCAAACUCAAAUGCGUCGCGAUCGUUCUAGUGCACUGACAGUACUUUCUGUAUACUUAUAGAUGUUUGGUAUUUUUUACGUUACUUCGUACAAAUAAGCAGUACUCAGUUCACUUGGUUGACUGCAGGACUGUGUGCAGAUUUUGGCAUUGCAACAUGAAUCGCCUAAAAGGUUUUUUGCCCAGCAGCACCGUCGGCACACGCUGUACAAGUUCUGAAAAUGGUACUGCAAGCGGUACAUCUGAUUACAGUACCUGCUCUGAUAAUCCAGGACAUUUAUACAUGAGAAAUGAAAAUGCACAGAUAACACAGCAAUCUGUCAUUUUAGCAGGACAUACUUUACCAAAUCAAGAAUCCAUAGAUGAAUCCGAUUAUUCAGUGAAUUUUUUGGAAAAAAAUAUAGACGUUCUCACCGAAGAUGAGGAUUGUUUUGAGGAUUGCAAAGAGCCAAGUCAAUCAGAAUCAAAUGGAGGAGAUCAAAGCUCUGAAUACAUACCGCUUCAAUCUGUAUCCAAUUUAUUAGAAAUGAAGUCAAAUAAUCAUUUUUACAAGAGUUAUUUAAAUGCUAAUAAUUUAUCGAGUAAUGCUGAAACAAGUCACUCAACUGAUUCUGUACCAGUUACUAAUUCACAAACAGAAGCUGAGCGACUAAUAACUAUUAUGGAAGAAACUGAGGUGACAUACACUACUAAUACUAUUCUUGUUAAAAACAAAUCUCCGAUAAAUUAUAAUAACACAGGAGAGUUAGUGGUGGACAUGGUUGAACAGCUCAAAAAUUAUGAGAAGCAUAAUAAGACUGAUGGGAACUCCACUAAAAGAGUUUUGUUUGCUAAUGAAGAAAAUAUAAUUAAUGAUAAUCAAGAAAAUAGCAGAGCUGAUAAAUCUAUAUUUAAAAAAUGUAGACGUGCUUCUAAUUCAUUAGUUGAUAAAAAUGUAUGCUCUGCUGGAAAAGGAAAAGAUAUAAAUGAAAACAGUAAAAGUCAUAAUCAUAAUACCACAGAAUCGUUUGUUUUGUGGGAAAAAUAUCUUGAAUCUUCUGAGAAAAUAAGUAGUAGAAGAAGCUUGUCAUUUUCAGAAUUGAACUGUGUUAAUGAAAGUUAUGGAGGAGAUGAUGAAUAUUCAACGACUUUCAAAUCACUGGAUGAAACUUGCUUAUCAACUUGUUCAUUCGAUUCAGUUCAUGAAAAAAAGAAUUCACAGCAGAAACGUUUUAGUCGCAGGAGCAAAUCAUGCGAUGAUCUUCUAAAAGAAGUAAAACACUUACCACACAUUAUAUAUCAAAGAUUUUUAAAAUGUUUGUCAAAAGAAAUUGACAGCAUGUUAAAACAAAAUGUUGUUUGUACAUGUGAGCGAUCUUUUAAAAAACGAUCAAAUAAAGAGAAUAAUGGAAAAAAUACAAAAGCUGCUGUGUGCAGAGCUACAGAUUUCAAAAAAUAUAAUAGUACAAAAGAAUCAAGAUUGACUCCAGAUAGAAUAGUUACUAAAAGUCCACUUAAACCUCUUGCUAGUGAAUCAAGAUUGACUUCAGAUAGAUUAGUAAUUAAAAGUCCUCUAAAAUCCGUUACAAAUGAAUCAAGAUUGACUCCAGAAAGAUUAUUAUCGAAUGCAUCUAAAAAUCCUUUAAGAAUGAGUCCUAAAUCACCAAUUAAAACACCAACAAAAAAACGUGAAUUAUAUUGUUGGCAAAAAGAAAUUGUUUCACCAGUUGGAGAAUACAUAAGAGGAAAAAGGCAAAGUCCUUUUCAAAGUUCUCCAAACAAGAAGAAAGUGUAACCUUCUUUAUUUAUUUUUUGUUUCAAACUAUUGCAAAGAAAAGUGAUAAGUGCAAACGUAUGUAUUUUUUUUAUUCGUUUUUAUUUUAUUUUAUCUAAAUUUUAUGUUGGAGACAAAUUUUAAUAUUAAUAUAGGUUCAAUGAGUAUUCUUGUUUAUAUUAUUAUCUUACAUUAAGCUUUCAAAAUAAUACAUUAAAAGUAUUUUGCAAAUAUAUAAGUUAUAGAAAAUAAGAGAAUUAUUAUUAGUAAUGAAGUAUUUUGUAUAUGCAAAUUGAUUGCCAAGAGACUAGUUAAUAGAAAUAUUAAAUGUGUCUAUUUGGCAAUUUAAUAAAAUAUGUGCAAAGUUGGUUUAAUAAGAUAAAAGUUUUUUACAAAAAGAAAAAUAAUACAUGUAUUAACUUUUGUAAUAUAAUCAACGUUUUAAAUAUGUUUGAAACUAUAUUUUUCAACUUUGAAGUUACUUUAUAAUUCUUAGAGCAAUACAAUAUUAGUUAUGGCAGCUACUUAAUUUAUGACAUUUUGCAUUUAAAUCAGUUUUUAAGAAAAAAAUGCAAUAGCGAAAAUGUACAAAAGAAUACACAUUAAAAUCAUUUAAAUUUAAAAGAGAAGUAUAUCUAAAUUAAUGAUGAUUAUACAUAAGCGUAAUAAUUCAUCUUGAAUUUAUUGUUAUUUCGAAAAACAUUGUACAAAUUGUAAAUUAUUAUCAGUAAUGUAAUAAAAUUAUUUACACACUA
Nasonia vitripennis (jewel wasp) is the source of this 3114-nucleotide messenger RNA. RefSeq lists its product as uncharacterized. NCBI's taxonomy places the organism in Eukaryota, Metazoa, Arthropoda, Insecta, Hymenoptera, Pteromalidae. The transcript has 3 exons. The coding region runs from base 764 to 2380 and encodes 538 amino acids. The record is from RefSeq and is a predicted model, not a curated record.